CAUGCCUUGCUCCCCUCUCUCGAAGCGGAUGUCUGAGUAACAAGACAGUCGCAGGGGUCCCAGCAUCGGACGGGUGCCGAGCUUCGUCGUUGGAGUCGUUUGCGGGCGCGGCCGCCGCUUCCCCGUCCUGGCAGUUAGCUGCCCCACCAUCGUCGACGCAACACGGCCGCACGCCCGUGGCAUAUGCACGCCCACGCACAUUCACCACCACUCCGUUGCCCGUCUGCAUAAUCGCCCGCGCUCUAGACGGCCCGCAGCGCAAACUCUAAUCCCCUGCGCCUCGGCAGCCGCUGCCGUCGACGUCGCAGCCAUGGAGUCCAUCUCCCGCAUCGGUGCGUCCGUCUACUCUCCCAGUCUGCGAAGACGCAGGCGACCCCGGGCGUUUGCUGAGGCACGGCGAUGCACCCGUCCAACUUUGCUCACUGGUCUCUUUCUACAGCCCGCGACUUGACGCUUGAAGCGGCCCGCGAUGCUGCCAAUGCGCGCGGCAAGACGUCGACCAAGAUGCUGCCCUCGGGCCAGCUCAAGAAGCUGCUGGACAGCCGCUCCGAGCGGGAUGUCCUGGAGGGACUACGGCGAGUUGUUACGAUGUCCUACCGACAGCCUCCCUCGCAGACCCUACCCUUCUUCACCCAUGUGAUCAAAAACAUCGCCUCUCCGUCCCUUCAGGUCAAGAAGCUUGUAUACAUAUACCUCCUCCAGCACGCCGAGCACGAACCGGACACCGCCCUGCUCUCUAUAAACACAAUCCAGAGGUCUCUCACAGACCAGAACCCCCAACUACGCGCCCUGGCGCUGCGAGUCAUGUCUGGGAUACGGGUGCCCGUGAUAAGCCAGAUCGUGAGCUUGGGCAUAAAACGCGGCGUGGGAGAUAUGUCGCCAUAUGUGAGGAAAGCCGCGGCGCUCGCUAUACCUAAGUGCUAUCAGCUGGACCCGAAUACUGAGCCGCAGCUUCUCGACUAUCUUUCGACGCUAUUAGGCGAUAAGCAAUUCUUCGUGGCAGGCGCUGCUGUUGCUGCGUUUCUGGAAAUGUGUCCGAACCGUCUGGAUUUGAUUCAUCCGCAUUACCGAUCGCUGGUGCGCAAGCUGGCUGACAUGGACGAGUGGGGUCAGUUGGCGACGUUGCGACUGAUGGUCAAAUAUGGGAGGAAGUGCUUCCCGAGGCGAACGAGGAAGAUCAAAAAGCCCUUGGAUAUGAAUUCAGGCGCGAAACACAAGGGGACGAAGGGAUUCUACGAGGAGGAAAGUGACUCGGAGGAAUCUGAAGAGCCAGAGUACGAGGAAAUCGCGGUUCUGGACCCGGAUCUGGAGCUGUUGUUAAAUGCAUGCAAGCUACUCCUCCAGUCGCGGAACUCGGCUGUAGUUAUCGCGGUCGCGAGAACGUACCUAUAUCUUGGAACACCGACCUAUAUGUCUCUUGCGAUAGGGCCGCUAAUCUCCCUUUUGCGGACCGCAGGAGAUAUACAGCACGUUGCGCUCUACAACAUCGUUCAAGUGUGCUUGCUGUACCCACAAUCCUUCGUAAACCACUAUACGCAUUUCCUCGUUCGAUCGACUGACCCUCCGCAUAUAUGGCGCCUCAAAUUAGAACUCCUCACUCUGAUAUUCCCACAUGCGGCUCCGCGGCUCCAAAGCCUAGUGCUCGCCGAGCUCAGUCAUUUCUCGCACUCUGGAAGCCUGGAUCCGGGGCUCGUUAAAGAGGCUGUCAGGGCAAUUGGCCGUUGUUCGCAGACGACAGACCCUAAAACUUCGGCAAGAUGUUUAAGAUUACUGCUAACCCACAUCGGAUCGGCGGACGCGCAUCUGGUAGCAGAGUCUCUUGAAGUAAUACGGCAUCUCAUCCAACGCGACCCCGACAACCACCGCACCACCGUAGUCCGAUUAGCAAAGCACCUCGACGCAGCCACCAGCCCCCAAGCCCGCGCCAGCAUUAUUUGGCUCGUCGGUGAAUUCGCAGGCCUCGACCCAGACAACAACAUCGCCGCCGACGUCCUGCGCAUCCUAGUCAAAGGCUUCGCCGACGAAGCCGAGCCCGCAAAGCUGCAAAUCGUUCUCCUUGCCGCCAAAGUCUAUGUCCACCACCUCAACGCCAACCCGCCACCCGAACCCGCGAAACCGGUGGAGCAGCCUCAACCCAGGUCUUCACUUCUCGACGACUUUCAUGAGGAGGGCGGGUUCCGCGACGAGCCUAAAUCCGAAGCAGCACCGCAGCCCGCGCCCCAGGAACGAGAAAAGCCGCACCCAAUAGUGGCGCUCUGGGACUACAUCCUCCUCCUCACGCGCUACGACACCUCCUACGACAUCCGCGACCGCGCACGCGUGUACAAAGCGCUCCUCGCGACCCCGACGUCCACCCAACUCGCCAACCUCCUGCUCCUCGCGCCUAAGCCCGUCCCGCAGACGCCGAGCCCCAGCGAGACCCGGAAAGGGUAUGUCCUGGGAAGCGCGAGUCUCGUCAUUGGUGACGAAGGCGGCGUUGGUGGGUUGCGCGGGUACGAGGAUGUUCCCGCUUGGGUGAAGGAAGGACAAGAGCCGGAUCCCGCGUUAAGAGACGAAGUGAGAUCUACGUCUACGCCGAGCUACGACGCUGGAGGUGUGAAAACGCUGAGUGCGGCGGAGAAAUUGGAUGCCGCGGCGGGUGCGGCUCCGAGUGCGGCGGGGUGGGAUGGGAUGGGGACUAGUGGUAGUGCGUGGGCGGGUGGAAAGGACAAUGGUGUCCAUGGUGCGUCGGCGCCGAAGAAGGAAGAGAAGAGUUUGGAUCAGUGGUUGGAGGAGAGUGGGGAGGAGGAGACGGAUAGCGAGGAAGAAGAGACGGAUGAGGAGGAGGAGAGUAGUGAGUAUGAGACUGAGAGUGAGGAGGGGUCAGAUGAGGGGGAUAGGCUCGUCAAAUGAUUAGUCGUGGCCAGGAUGAGCAUACACACAAGAAAGGGGCAAUCAAAAUACAAAUCUUGACGCCACUGAGGCUCUUCUUCUAGCG
Molecule: messenger RNA, 2977 nt
Organism: Paraphaeosphaeria sporulosa
Lineage: Eukaryota; Fungi; Ascomycota; Dothideomycetes; Pleosporales; Didymosphaeriaceae
Product: ARM repeat-containing protein
Exons: 2
Coding region: 400-2892 (830 amino acids)
Biological process (GO): intracellular protein transport; vesicle-mediated transport
Cellular component (GO): AP-3 adaptor complex; membrane coat
Source: RefSeq, a predicted model, not a curated record